AGCUGAGCUAGGACGUGAAGACUGGUUCGACCGACUCUUGUUGCAUUUGCAGAGCGAGCCCGAUGUGUUGCUUCUGAAUUUGCUGUGCGCCGGUGCGCCUGCAGAGCUUGUGCGUCACACGGUCAAGUCGUCAAUAUCACUGCGGUUGCUGCAUCACUUGUGAGCGACUGUGAACGAACUUGAGAAGUCGUCGACGUGUGAAGAGAGGCAUCACGAUGGGGAAAAUCUUGCAAACAGGGGCCUGCAUUAACCUCAUGAAGCUUUUGCUCAUGACAUUCAAUAUAAUAUUUGGCGUGACAGGCCUGGUGCUGCUCAUUCUCGGAGUAUGGAUGAACGUGUCACUGUACCAUGUGCUGAAACUCUCGACCGACUACAACCGGCACAUGCCAUUGCUCUUCAUUGCCACUGGCCUGCUUGUGCUCCUGGUUGCUGUACUCGCCUGUGUGGCCACAGCCAAGGGCCAGUCGGUUCUCUUGUACAUUUUUGGCUCUCUGCUGGUGCUGGUCUUUGUGGCAGAGCUCACAGCCGGCAUAGUAGGAUAUGUGUACAUCCGGCAGGUGCGUGAAGGCAUUGGCCGUGGCAUGAACGUAUCCAUAACCCACUACAAUGGCAACGGUGGCAUGGCCGACGAGACGGUGGAUUUUGUGCAGGGCAAGUUGACAUGCUGUGGCCUGAAGGGUCCGGAAGACUGGAAUGACACUGAGUUUUUCCAGAAGACCAAACAUUACCCCAAGAGCUGCUGCUCUAGCCAUGACACCUGCACUCUAGAGGAUGCUACCCUGCACCAAGAGGGGGAUUUACUGCUAUGUGAAGGUCAUUCGUUUCCUGACACAAAUCUGAGUGCCAUUGCUGGAGGCGCUGUCGGCUUUGCAUUCUUUCAGCUUGUCGGUGUGUUGCUGUCCUUCUGCCUGGCCUCAAAUAUCAACAAGGCCAAAUACGAGCGCGUCUAAGUGCCACAUCAGGUAUGAAGCCAUUUGAUGGUCACUUAU
Messenger RNA from Rhipicephalus sanguineus (brown dog tick), 989 nucleotides. Its product is annotated as tetraspanin-6. Gene Ontology annotation, cellular component: membrane. The transcript is spliced from 6 exons. Lineage: Eukaryota; Metazoa; Arthropoda; Arachnida; Ixodida; Ixodidae. The record is from RefSeq and is a predicted model, not a curated record. Bases 216 to 950 code for a protein of 244 amino acids.